AUGGAUUCGGUUAUUACGAACUGGCUGACCCAUAGUCCUCGAAGCGUUCCCAAUGUGGGCGAGGACCUAAGCUGCGUUGACCAAUGGCUAAAUCAUGGCGUGCCAGAUUUGGCCCCAGACUUUGGCGAGGAUGAAAUUGCUCGUUCUGUGGAGGAAUUUACUGGCCAAGAAUUUUUUAACGACUCGCCGCUGCCUUUCCUGCUCCUGGAGCAGCAGGGCAACAUGCCGCCUGUAACUGGGCUCAGCGCGCCACCCCGCCAGUACGCCAACCAGAUGGGAACAACGGGCACCAAGGCGCGGGUCCGGCCUGCGCUGGAAUCCGUGCCUGAGUGUGCGCCGUCACCGUGUGCUCCGCUGCCCAUCCCGCCGGCAGCGGACAUUCCUCCCCCCAGCUUGAUCGGCCCUGACCGGGUUGACAGCGCUGACUCAUGGCCCAGCGCUCCAAGCCCCGCUCCUGGGGCAUCGCCAGGUGCGAGCUCGGCGCACUUCUUGUCGCGCUCUCCGUCCAAAGCGGACGCCGUUACCGCUGCAUAUUGUGCGCCGGCGUCCAAGGCACCAGCGAUGCAGGUGCCUAUCGAUGCCGCUCCCUCUCAUGUUGAUGGCGGAACGGAGCUCGUCAGUGGGGCCUUACGUGGCGGCAAUACUGGUGGUGCUGUCGCUGGGGUACUGCGUCACGUUCCGUCUACGGGAACCCUGUCGGUUCUCAUGAACAACACACUGAGCUUUAUAGAGCGUGAAGGCACGGAUGAAAGCACCCAGCAGCAGCAGCAGGCGCAUGAGGGCGCUUCAAUGGGGGUGGCGGUGGCGAGCGCGGCGCCAGCGUUGCCACCAAGCUGCGCUCUGGGCUCUGUUAGCGCGGGCUUCCUACUACAGGUGGCGCAGCCCGCAGACAUGUUUGGCAUGGCAGCACACCUCUAUCCUUCCGCAACCCCUUUUUCGCCUGCCCCAUACCCGUUGGGCUUCGCUAUGCCAUUGCCACCAUCCAACAUGCUUGCUGGGCCCGUUGUUGACGUUGGUGCCGAGGACGCAGCAGCAGCGGCGGGUGCGAGUGCAACUUGCACGGCAGGGAUGCCUGCUGUGUCACCUGGUAGCGCCGGAGCAGCAGUGGCCAUCGGAGUCAACGGCUCCAAGCUGCGUAAGAGCCAGAGCGCACUGGAGCUCGGCGCCUGGCGGUCCACCUCCCUGGAGCUCCGCGCGGAUGCGGCGGAGGUAGCAGCGACGGGGCAAAAGCUGAUCGGGCGGCUGACGCCAGAGGAGCGCAUGCAGCGCAUCCUUCGCUACCGCAGCAAGCGCAACAACCGCAACUUCAACCGCGAGAUUAAGUACCAAUGCCGCAAAACGCUCGCGGACUCACGGCCGCGCGUGGGCGGCCGCUUUGCACGUAACGAUGACCCGAACAGUGUAAUGCCGCACCAGACAAAGAAGGCGCUGCGCAUGAAGCACCAGGGCACCGCUGGAUGUGACAGCAAGCAGGGUGUGGACACCCCGACCACCUUCGACAUACAGCAGUUGCGGCAGCAGCGGCCACAACUCCGAGCUGCGCAGCCCGCGAGCAGCUCCACCACAACGAGCUCCGCGGCCGCACAGGGCGUAUACGUGCACCUUGGAGUGGCGCCGGGGGCCGCACCUGCAGCAACCCUGCAGGAACCGGCGGGUGCCGGCGGCGGUUUCGGUGGCGCAGCGCCGCAGCUGGCUGCUGCCGCCCCGUCAACGCAGGUGAACGCCGAAAGCGACAGCAAGGCUGCGGGGAUGGCCGAGGCCCCGUACAUGAUGGAGGCGCCACAACGGAUGGAUUCGCCAUCAAUCGACGCGCUAUGGACGCAUUUGGAGCCGGGUCUGGACGCGGUGGCUGGCGCAGCAUGCAUGGCUGUGGACGGAUGA
Molecule: messenger RNA, 1881 nt
Organism: Volvox carteri f. nagariensis
Lineage: Eukaryota; Viridiplantae; Chlorophyta; Chlorophyceae; Chlamydomonadales; Volvocaceae
Exons: 9
Coding region: 1-1881 (626 amino acids)
Biological process (GO): regulation of flower development
Cellular component (GO): nucleus
Molecular function (GO): protein binding
Source: RefSeq, a predicted model, not a curated record